Spodoptera exigua (beet armyworm) is the source of this 1080-nucleotide messenger RNA. Lineage: Eukaryota; Metazoa; Arthropoda; Insecta; Lepidoptera; Noctuidae. The record is from the annotation of a GenBank genome assembly.
AUGGAUAGCAUCCGGAGAGCCUACGACAUUGUGUUUUAUGAGAGAGCAGAUCACAGAGUCAAAGAUUGGGCCCUGAUGACAUCACCGAAGCCCCUGGCUGCAAUUAUAGUGACAUAUCUGGUCACCAUAAAGUUGAUUCUACCAGCUUACAUGAGGAACAGAAGGCCGUAUGAACUAAGGAGUCUUAUCAAGUGGUACAAUGUCUUGCAGAUCAUCUCCAACGCUGUUGUCACUUGGGGGAUAAUGACUUCAGGGUGGACGACCACAUAUCACUUCGGCUGUAUGCUACCAGAUUACUCUAUGAACCCAGAGGCAUUAAGAAUGCUUAGGUUUCUCUGGUGGACUAUCAUGCUGAAGCUCUUGGAGUUAUUCGAGACUGCCUUCUUCAUACUGCGAAAAAAGGACCGACAAGCUUCCUUUCUCCACGUGUACCAUCAUGUCAGCACUCUGAUCAUCGUGUGGUCUGCUUUGAAAUAUGUUGGGGGCCCGAGCGUACGGCGCGUAGCGUUCCGCGCGCGCCUCAAAGAGCCAAUAGACCACCACAGACGGGGCCCUAAAGGGCUGAUGUUCAGCCGGGGUUGCGGGGUAAGCGCAAUAAGGUACCGCGACCUCGGCACAGAGCAGGAGAAGGAACAGGGGGGUGGCAUAACUUCAUUCUCGCCGAUGAUAAACAAUGCGGUACACGUUAUCAUGUACAGCUACUACCUACUGUCAGCUGAGGGAAGCCCCAAAAUGAAGGCAAUCCUAAUUAAAUACAAGAAAUGGCUGACAAUUAUGCAAAUGGUGAUAGCUAACAAUGAUAAGCCUCUAAGUCUCAGAAAUUACAUGAAAAAGCUUAGCACAGAACUGAUAUCACCUUGGAUGGAGAAAAGGUUAGAAGCUCCUACUCUUAAAAGACAUGUCCGUGUAAAUAUCCAAGAUUUGCUACCAAAAACUAAUACUGUAGAUAAUAGUGAAGAACCAGUAAUCAAAAAGAAGAGAUUAUUGUGCGUAUUGUCCGUCAAAAAUAAGACAUGUUAUAAAUGCAAUAAAAGCAUUUGUAGUGAACACAAAUCUGAUAUAUGCAAAGGCUGUAUCUAA